UUUCCAUUCGGGCUGGGAAGGGCUGGGGCUCCACUCAGCCGGGCGACCAAAGCGCUGCACUCAGCGCUCGCCGCCGCCCAGCCUCUCCUCGCUGUAUCUCCUAUCUCCUUGCUGAGCACCAGAAGCGAGAAGCGGUCCAGAGCUCGAGGGUGAAAAGGGCGAGUCUUUCUGGCUUUUCUCCUAUCUUGCUUCUUUCCCCCCGGUGCUUCCCACUUCUGUGCAAGCGAGCGUGUGAGCCAUGGAGCGAAGAGCCUGGACUCUGCAAUGUACUGCUUUCGCUCUCUUUUGCACUUGGUGUGCAUUGAACAGUGUAAACGCGAAGAGGCAGUUUGUAAACGAAUGGGCGGCGGAGAUCCCCGGGGGACCAGAGGCGGCCUCGGCCAUAGCGGAGGAGCUGGGCUAUGACCUUUUGGGUCAGAUUGGAUCACUCGAAAAUCACUACUUACUCAAACAUAAAAACCAUCCUCGAAGGUCUCGAAGGAGUGCCCUUCAUAUCACUAAGAGAUUAUCUGAUGAUGAUCGUGUGAUAUGGGCUGAACAGCAGUAUGAAAAAGAGAGAAGGAAACGUUCAAGUCUAGGAGACUCAGCACUAAAUCUCUUCAAUGAUCCAAUGUGGAAUCAGCAGUGGUACUUGCGAGACACGAGGACAACCGCCUCCCUGCCCAAGUUGGAUCUCCAUGUGAUACCUGUUUGGCAAAAAGGCAUCACGGGCAAAGGAGUUGUUAUCACUGUACUGGAUGAUGGCUUGGAGUGGAAUCACACGGACAUCUACGCCAAUUACGAUCCAGAGGCUAGCUACGAUUUUAACGAUAAUGACCAUGAUCCAUUUCCCCGAUAUGAUUCCACAAAUGAGAACAAACAUGGGACCAGAUGUGCAGGAGAAAUUGCCAUGCAAGCUAAUAAUCACAAGUGUGGGGUCGGAAUUGCAUACAAUUCCAAAGUCGGAGGCAUAAGAAUGUUGGAUGGCAUUGUGACCGAUGCUAUUGAAGCGAGUUCAAUUGGAUUCAAUCCUGGACAUGUGGAUAUUUACAGCGCGAGCUGGGGCCCUAAUGAUGAUGGGAAAACUGUGGAGGGGCCUGGCCGACUAGCCCAGAAGGCUUUUGAAUAUGGUGUUAAACAGGGGAGACAAGGAAAGGGCUCCAUCUUCGUCUGGGCUUCUGGCAAUGGGGGGCGUCAGGGAGAUAACUGUGACUGUGAUGGGUACACGGACAGCAUCUACACCAUCUCCAUCAGCAGCGCCUCGCAGCAGGGCCUGUCCCCCUGGUAUGCUGAGAAGUGCUCCUCCACGCUGGCCACCUCGUACAGCAGCGGGGAUUACACCGACCAGAGAAUCACGAGUGCUGACCUGCAUAAUGACUGCACAGAGACCCACACGGGCACCUCGGCCUCGGCACCCCUGGCCGCUGGCAUCUUCGCUCUGGCCCUGGAAGCAAAUCCAAAUCUCACCUGGCGAGAUAUGCAGCACUUGGUUGUCUGGACCUCUGAGUAUGACCCAUUGGCCAAUAACCCAGGAUGGAAAAAGAAUGGAGCAGGCUUGAUGGUGAACAGCCGAUUUGGAUUCGGGUUGCUAAAUGCCAAAGCUCUGGUGGAUUUAGCUGAUCCAAGAACCUGGAAGAGUGUGCCUGAGAAGAAACAGUGUGUUGUCAAGGACAAAGAGUUUGAGCCCAGAGUCCUGAAAGCAAAUGAGGAAGUUAUCAUUGAAAUUCCAACAAGAGCUUGUGAAGACCAGGAAAAUGCUAUCAAGUCCCUGGAACACGUACAAUUCGAACCAACAAUUGAAUAUUCCCGAAGAGGAGACCUUCAUGUCACACUCACUUCUGCUGCUGGAACCAACACUGUUCUAUUGGCUGAAAGAGAGCGGGAUACAUCUCCUAAUGGCUUUAAAAAUUGGGACUUCAUGUCUGUUCACACAUGGGGAGAGAAUCCAGUAGGCACCUGGACUUUGCGAAUUACAGACAUGUCCGGAAGAAUGCAAAAUGAAGGAAGAAUUGUGAACUGGAAGUUGAUUUUGCAUGGGACCUCUUCUCAGCCAGAACACAUGAAGCAGCCUCGUGUGUACACAUCCUACAACACCGUGCAGAAUGACAGAAGAGGGGUGGAGAAGAUGGAUUUGGGGGAGGAGGAGACCGCAGAAGAGACCCUGAGUGAGAACCCCCUGACUGCGGCCAAAAGCCUCAGCAGGAGCGGCAGCGUGGGAAACAGAAGGGAUGAGCUGGGAGAGGAGAGAGCCCCAUCCGAGGCCAUGCUGCGACUCCUACAAAGUGCGUUCAGCAAGAACUCACCAGCAAAGCAAUCGGCAAAGAAGUCUCCAAGUACAGAGCUCAGCAUCCCUUAUGAAAAUUUCUACAAAGCCCUGGAAAAGCUGAACAAACCUUCCCAGCGAAAAGACACUGAGGACAGUCUGUACAGUGACUAUGUCGAUGUUUUCUACAACACAAAACCUUACAAGCACAGAGACGACCGGCUGCUGCAAGCUCUGGUGGACAUUCUGAGGAAGGAAAAGUAAAACAAGUCUAUGGUCCUGGGUUGGGAAUAUUCAUGCUUCUUCCUCCCCCUUAGAUUUUGCCUGUGUCUGAAGUGGUUGUUUUGGUCAUUGAUUCUUAUGCUUAUAAUAUCCUUUGUGAUACUUUUUCUUUUUCUCCUCAAACUGGACAUUUCUAAAGGAUGAGCUCAAAUAGUAAAUCCAGCUUCCUGAACGGAUCAUAGAUCUUUCAAAGCACGUCUUCCCUGCGUACACAUGUAAAAUGGUUGUUCUUUCUGGAGCCACAGUUCACAUGUGGUCCGUGGACCACAUUAAAAUGCCUCUGUGAGCCUUCCCAUUUCAUUUCUUACAAUAACCUGGGCAAUGGAUGAAUUUGAAAAAGUAACCUGGUAAGGAUGAUAGGAAGGAACACUGUUCUGAUAGCUGGUCCCCUGCCUUUGUCCUGUAGUGCUUUGAAUUUUGAUGCCAAAGAAAGCUUUGGAAAGUCUCUGAUGAAAAGGGUUCACAAUUAGACGCAUACCCUAUCUUUUCUAUUCCAAAGCAGUACUUAUUCAGGGAAUGAUUAUCUGGUCAUUUGGGGAAAAGCUGAUUUAUUUAGAUCUAGAAACAGACCUUAAGAUCUGCGUUAUCUGGUUGGAGCAGUUUUAGAACAUUCGUCUUUGCUUAGUGUGCCAUGUAUAGGCUUCUGUGGAUCUAAAGGUGACGAGACUCAUGCAUUGUGCUCUCGUCUUCCUCAAUUUCCCCUUCUGAAGGUUUUCCUCACCUGUCUCCUUUCUCAGACACAAAUUAAAUACUGAGAGAACUAAUUUAUACUACUUUC
Rhinolophus ferrumequinum (greater horseshoe bat) is the source of this 3302-nucleotide messenger RNA. It is a transcript of the gene PCSK1, whose product is annotated as proprotein convertase subtilisin/kexin type 1. Lineage: Eukaryota; Metazoa; Chordata; Mammalia; Chiroptera; Rhinolophidae. Bases 239 to 2506 code for a protein of 755 amino acids. Gene Ontology annotation, biological process: protein processing. The transcript is spliced from 14 exons. Gene Ontology annotation, molecular function: serine-type endopeptidase activity. Gene Ontology annotation, cellular component: trans-Golgi network; Golgi membrane. The record is from RefSeq and is a predicted model, not a curated record.